Fopius arisanus is the source of this 1757-nucleotide messenger RNA. RefSeq names its product SET domain-containing protein 4. Bases 330 to 1643 code for a protein of 437 amino acids. Gene Ontology annotation, molecular function: protein binding; protein-lysine N-methyltransferase activity. Gene Ontology annotation, biological process: peptidyl-lysine monomethylation; peptidyl-lysine trimethylation. The record is from RefSeq and is a predicted model, not a curated record. NCBI's taxonomy places the organism in Eukaryota, Metazoa, Arthropoda, Insecta, Hymenoptera, Braconidae. The transcript has a single exon.
GCAGCGAGAUGUUUUGUGACGAGACCAGUGAAUUUUAAUAAGAACUUUUGCCUCAGCAAGUAUAGGAAUGCGAUAUCAACUGUUGGUGUUAGGGUAAUUGUCAAUAACCCAAUUUAUAGUGAUGAGAAUUCUCAUUUGUUAUCAUACCUAUUUAAUUGACGAGAUUACAGUGCGUCGAACGAAAUGAAUCAUAAAUAUUGAUUAACGAAUAGCAAAAAAAAAUGAAAGCUAUCGUUAGUGAUAAUAAUUCCACUUUCCGAGCUGAUUUCUCUCCAAGUUGGUGAAAAAUUAAUCGACCUUCUCAAAUCAAUUUUCAUAAAAUAAUUAGAAUGGGUAGAACUGCGAGAAUUCGCGGACGAAAGCACAAGCGAUUUCUAGAUAAGUCAAAUAUUCAUGAUUUCUCAGUAUUGAGAGACUUAGACCAUUGGAUGAGAUCCUUAAACUGGUCUCCAACGUGUUUCUUAACUCCGCAUUUCUUUAGUGGGACAGGACGAGGAUUAAAGUGUCUGGAACUCAUCCCAACCUACCAAGUGUUAAUGAAAAUCCCCCGAAAUUUGUUAAUUACAACUUUCUCAAUUUCUCAGUCUGAAAUAAUAAAAAUUUUCAGCAAGACUCGAAAUUACGAUCCUCAGACUGUCCUUUCUGUGUUUCUGUGCUUCGAGAAACACCUCGGAGAUGAUUCCAAGUGGAAAUACUACAUAAAAAGUCUCCCUGAUCGAUACACAGUUCCAGAUUACUGUAAAAAUAACGAAAAAACCAUUUUAUCCUCAUUUAUCCUUCAAGAUCUCCCGAAGCAAUCCCAGAGGGUUGUAAAUAACUACAAGAUGAUUGUGGAGUCAAUUAAUGAAUUGAGGAAUAGGGGAAAUGAUACCUGUGGCCACUGCCGAGGGUAUUUGAGGGAAAUCUUGAGCUUUCGGGAUUUUAAAUGGGGAUUUUAUACUGUAAACACUCGAGCUGUGUACAUAGACUCCUCGAAAAACGCGAAUAGUCUUGUAAAUAUUUAUGGCGAAGAUAAUCUGGCACUUGCACCAUUCCUAGACCUUUUCAAUCACUCCUACGAGGCGUCAGUUGAUGUAGGACUGGAGGCCGAUGAUGAUAGUCGAGAAUUUUACCGAAUUCGGACGUUGAAACCAUUUCCUUUUGGGUCUCAGGUUUUUAUUAAUUAUGGUGCUCACUCCAAUGCGAAAUUAUAUCUUGAGUAUGGGUUUUUCAUUGUUGAUAAUCCACUUGAUGAAAUUUUUAUUGAUUAUGGUAUGAUUGAGAGGAGUUUACUUCUCUCCAAAGACACUGGGGAAUUUAUUAGAACGAAUGGGUUUGAUCGAAGUAUUGGGUUCAGUGCAGAGGGAUUUAAUUAUCAUGGAAAAAUUGUCCUGUUUGUCAUCAGCACGGAUCUAGGACAGAGUUAUUGGAAGGAGAGGAUUUACAGAUAUGAUUUUAGUGAAAAUGAAAUGUUGAGAAUUGCAGAAUUAGGGAUUAAACUGGUAAAUUUUAAGAAGAUGGAAUUAAUUGAGAAGUUACGAGAAAUGAAAAAAUCUGUAAAUCACAGUGAGAGUUUCAAGAUAUUCCUUUCACUUACGGAUGAAUAUAUUUAUUUAUGCGAUAAAUGUUUAGGGAAUUUGACGAGUAGGAAAAGUAAUAAUUAAAAUAAGGUAAAUUCAGGCAAUGAAUUGUUGAUUGUAAAUUUGAGAAGGUGAUUUUGUAAUUUUUGCAAUGAGGAUUAAUAAAUUUACUGAACAAUUUAUUGAUUGAUGGUUAUG